AUGGGGUAUGGAUAUCGUGGGGCCAUUCCCUUUGGCUCCCGGGCAAAAGCUCUUUCUACUUGUGGAGGUAGAUUAUUUCUCCAAAUGGAUGGAGGCAGAAGCCCUUGCCAGGAUAACAGAGGGAGCGGUCAUCCAGUUCCUAUGGAAGAACAUCCUGUGCCGAUUUGGAAUCUCUCACAAACGGAGGUCACUAACAGGGAGAUAGUGCGUGGGCUGAAGGUUAAGCAGGACUAUGUGGGAGGCGAUUGGGUCAAAGAUCUCCCCAACAUUCUUUGGGCAUACCGUACAACUCCACGAAAAAGUACAAUACUCACUCCCUUCCAUCUCGUCUACGGCAACGAAGCAAUCGUGCUAGUUGAGGUUGGAGUCCCGUCCGACCGGCAAUUACUGUAUGACCCUGAGAAUGCAGAGCGACGACUUCUCGAGCUAGAUCUAAUCAGUGAAACCCGUGAGAGGACAGCUGCCCGGUUAAUCGCGUACCAUCAAAAGAUGCAGCAGACCUAUGACAAGAAGGUGAUCCCCUGCUUAUUUGGAGAAGGGGAUUUAGUAUGGAAAAGGAUCAAACGAGUCGGAGAGGUAACUAAGUUAGCACCUCAGUGGGAUGCCUCUUACAAGGUCAUUAAGAAACUAGCGUCCGAUGUUUAUUAUCUACAGGAUGCUCAAGGUAGAUGUUUGGAUCGCCCCUGGAGUGCUAACUACCUCUAG
This is a messenger RNA of Zingiber officinale, 705 nucleotides long. RefSeq lists its product as uncharacterized. The record is from RefSeq and is a predicted model, not a curated record. The transcript has 2 exons. Lineage: Eukaryota; Viridiplantae; Streptophyta; Magnoliopsida; Zingiberales; Zingiberaceae. Gene Ontology annotation, molecular function: nucleic acid binding. Bases 1 to 705 code for a protein of 234 amino acids.